Molecule: messenger RNA, 1768 nt
Organism: Astyanax mexicanus (Mexican tetra)
Lineage: Eukaryota; Metazoa; Chordata; Actinopteri; Characiformes; Acestrorhamphidae
Gene: tatdn3l
Product: putative deoxyribonuclease TATDN3
Exons: 9
Coding region: 277-1029 (250 amino acids)
Molecular function (GO): hydrolase activity, acting on ester bonds
Source: RefSeq, a predicted model, not a curated record
AUUUGCGCACCAUGUGCUUUGUGUCAUAUCCGGGGGAGAAAACUCUGCUCUAAUAGCUGCUAGCUGCCAGUUUAAGGUGUAGAUAUUAAAUAACUCUUUUUGUGAGCGGUUUAUCUAACCAGCGGUUCAUGCAAGGGUAUAUUGAUUGUCACUGUCAUAUCUCUGCUGGAGAUUUUGAUGACGUAAGAUGUUGAUCAGUACUUUUGUUUACUCUACUUUACAACACUCCUAAAUCUGAACCUGUCUUUAUCCUUAUUUCCCCACAAAAGGACAUCGAUGAUGUUAUUGCUCAGGCAAAAAAAGUCAGGAGUUCUGGCUCUUCUUGCGGUGGCAGAACACGCUGAUGAGUUUGAGAAAAUCAUUCAGCUGUCACACAGGUUUCCUGGUUUUGUGAUGCCUUGCCUUGGAGUUCACCCUGUUCAAGGCCAAGACCCAGACCACCCCAGAGGGGCGUUACUAGAGGAUCUAGAUUCAGCCUUACCAUUAAUUGAAAAAUUUAAAGAGCACAUUGUGGCUAUUGGUGAGGUUGGCCUUGACUUCACACCUCGGGUGGUUAACAGUGAUGCAGGGAAAGAAAGCCAGAGACAAGUGCUCAUUCGUCAAGCAGAGAUCGCAAAGCAGCUAAAUCUACCUCUGAAUGUUCACUCCAGAUCUGCUGGAAGACCUACCAUUCAUCUUUUAAAGGAACUAGGUGUAGAAAAUGUCCUUCUUCAUGCUUUUGAUGGAAAACCCUCAGUUGCAAUGGAGGGUGUCCGUGCAGGAUAUUUUUUUUCUAUACCGCCAUCAAUUGUAAGAAGUGAACAGAAGCAGAAACUGGUGAAACAGUUGCCGCUGGAGAAUAUGUGUCUGGAGACAGAUUCACCAGCUCUUGGACCAGAGAAACAGGUGAGAAAUGAGCCGAAGAAUAUCGCUGUCAGUGCAGAGUACAUUGCUAAAACCAAAGGAAUUCCGUUGGAAAAGGUCAUGGAAAUCACUACACAAAAUGCCCUUCGUCUCUUCCCAAAGUUGAAGACAUUAAUCAAAAUGUGACCUUGAUACAAUAACAAUAACAGUACAGUCUGCAAAACAUCUUGUAUUUAAACAGUGUAAACCACAUGGGGCUAUAUUGGAAAUUUCAAGCUUUAUAUAUGGAUUAAUUUUACUGUAUGGAGCUUCACCUUACAGCAGGACAGUGACUUGAACUGCCUGACUGAAGCAACUGUGGAGAUUUCAGGACAGAACAUUGAAUGUGCUGGAGAGAAUUAUUGAACUGAAAUCAUUCAGCAUCUAGCAAUAUUUACGGAUCAAUUGACUUAGGUUUGUCUAAAUUCUCUUGGUCUCCUCAAAUAGGAAGUGUGUUUGCACUGGAUGGUUGCUUCCUGUAUGGUACAUAUAUUAAACAUUUCCUCAUAUUAAAUCAGGCAUUGCAGAUUUUAGCAUUAUUAUAAUCACUCAUCAAACCUAAUGUGCUGAAGGGGAAGAAAUCAUGUACAAUGUUCACAUUUAUGAUCUGACAGCAUCGAUUUAGUUGCAGUUUUCCAGACAGGGACUAAGCCUAGUCCUGGACUACACAUCCCAAUUCAAUUGAGAAUUUCCAUUCAUAUUGCUGUAUGGUCAAUGAACAGGCUUAAGCCUUGUUCAGGAAACCAACACCACUAGCUUCAGAAGAACACAAAUAUUAAAAGUGGAUGUGGCUUCAAUAGAAUUUCUCCAAGUAUGUAUGUGUUUCUCUCUGUAAAUAAACCAGACUACAUCAUUUAAAGAUAAAAUAAAGCCUCGUGAAUAACAA